GCUGCACACAAGGAGAGAGGAGGCUGCACACAAGAAUAAGGAGAGGGGAGGCUGCACACAAGAAGAAGAAGAGGGGAGGCUGCACACAAGAAGAAGAAGAGGGGAGGCUGCACACAAGAAGAAGAAGAGGGGAGGCUGCACACAAGAAGAAGAAGAGGGGAGGCUUGCAGGAAUAUCUGCUCAUCACGUGUGCCCGGGGGCGGGUCCUGUUUUACGAGUAUUUACUACGAUCCCCCUAUUAGCUCAGAGCCCCGGCUGUCAGCCUGUUCAUGCCAUGCACUAAUAACCCGCUGCCCUGCCCCGCACCUCUGCCCAGGACCCCAGCCCAGCAUGGCACAGCCACUUUCGGACUUGGUGUCAACAGCCGCUGCCCGGGGGGACGUGGAGCAACUAGAGGACCUGCUGCCGAGGACGCCCGAUGUGGAUGCACCUAACAGAUUCGGAAGGACACCCCUACAGGUGAUGAGGCUCGGGUGUCCGGCUAUUGCCGGCCUUUUGCUGAGACGAGGCGCUAACCCCAACCUGCAGGACAGCAGCGGCUUCUCCGUCACCCAUGACACUGCCAGGGCCGGCUUCCAGGAUACUAUGCAGAUGCUUCUGGACUUCCAUGCUGAUGUCAACCUGCAGGACAACGAUGGCAACAUAGCCCUGCACCUGGCAGCCAAGGAGGGCCAUUUGCACAUGGUGCAGUACCUGGUGCUGCACACUGCCACCCAUGUGACCCAUAGGAACAAGAAUGGGGACACUCCCUGUGAUCUGGCUCGGAUGUACAACAAGGAGCAUGUGGCACAGUGGCUGCUGAGUAAUGCCAGGGGUCAACUAGCUGAUGGGCAGUGAUGCCAAGGACCAAACCUAAGGCUGGAAGGCAGCCUGCCAUGGGAAGGGAAGUCUAGAGCAGUGUUUCCCAACCAGUGUGCCUCCAGCUGUUACAAAAC
This is a messenger RNA of Hyla sarda, 935 nucleotides long. It is a transcript of the gene CDKN2C, whose product is annotated as cyclin dependent kinase inhibitor 2C. Gene Ontology annotation, molecular function: cyclin-dependent protein serine/threonine kinase inhibitor activity; protein kinase binding. The record is from RefSeq and is a predicted model, not a curated record. Gene Ontology annotation, biological process: regulation of cyclin-dependent protein serine/threonine kinase activity; negative regulation of cell population proliferation. Gene Ontology annotation, cellular component: nucleus. The transcript is spliced from 2 exons. Lineage: Eukaryota; Metazoa; Chordata; Amphibia; Anura; Hylidae. The coding region runs from base 331 to 837 and encodes 168 amino acids.